Penicillium daleae is the source of this 1701-nucleotide messenger RNA. RefSeq names its product GPI-anchored transamidase GPI17 (gene PIG-S). Gene Ontology annotation, biological process: attachment of GPI anchor to protein. The record is from RefSeq and is a predicted model, not a curated record. The transcript has 2 exons. Gene Ontology annotation, cellular component: GPI-anchor transamidase complex. The coding region runs from base 1 to 1701 and encodes 566 amino acids. NCBI's taxonomy places the organism in Eukaryota, Fungi, Ascomycota, Eurotiomycetes, Eurotiales, Aspergillaceae.
AUGACGAGCAAAACUGGAGACCAUGAGUCUCCUCAUGCCUCAGCCACAUUGACAGCCGACACCAAACCACGCGCUCAGCGCGUCCCGCCCCCCGAGACCCCAGAAGCUAUCCAGGCGCGAUUCCGAGUCAUUGCUGCCUUUUGGGCCGUCAUAAUCUUUCUAGGAUUCCCAAUAUGGUGGAAGACUACUUCCAUUUACCGGGCGCAUUUGCCAAUCCAGGACAUGGCUGAUUGGGCAGAUGGCAAGACAUGUCGCCCGGUUUUUCCGCUUGAAAUUCACGUCGCAGCACCGACUAUGCAACUGCCUGAGUCGCAGCAUCUCGUCCGCACGACUCAGCAUGCCCUCGACGAUCUCAAUGAAUUCGCCGCCCACCAUCUUCGCCUCAAGCUGACGAACGACACCGAGGCUUCCACUGCUCCAAGUGGUGAUGAUAACGCUACUGCUGGAAUUACAGCCGACGAUGGACCAGACACUGCAUUGACCGUUCGCGUGGUGCCCCAGGAGGGUCUGGCUACCCCUAGGUCUGAGCUACGCGCAGACACAACUCAGCUCGACAUCUUCUAUCCACCGAGUCAAGCGCCUGUUCCUUCGUCUUCAAAUCCUCCACUGUCGGUCUUCAUCGCAGAAGAGCUGCAGCGGUUGUACAGCGAAGAAAAAGCUACCAUUGCUCACAUUCUUUCUGGCGGCACGGCCGGUCGUGACUCAGAGACCAUCAGCCGACGGUUGCGACGGUCAAUGAAGUACGCCGAUACGUAUCAUCUAUCAUUCUCUUUAUUUACGCCUGGUUCUGCUCCAUCCUCGUGGCAUAUCGAAGCCGCUGUACAAGAGUACCUCUCUCCUCUCCUUCACGCAUUCGCUCCUAUCAGCAACUUCACUAUCGACACCCAAGUCCAGCUCUAUGCGAGAUUCUCGCCUAUGACUCCGGCACCUGUGUACGAUGAGGCUGAGUCCGCAUGGACCUUGAAGAAGGAAGAUCUCAGCGCAUUUAUCAAUGCCGCCGAGUGGCCGUUAAACCCUAGCAUUGGCAGUGGCCCUACUCUCAACUUCAUUCUUUAUGUCCCGGAUCCCUCUCAAUCACCCAUGAUCGUCAAGGAAAACCGUGCAUCCAGUUGGAUUGUCCCCCAAUGGGGCGGUGUUUUCCUUCUCAAUCCGCCUCUUGCACAGGCGAGCAAGGGAGGGCAAACCAAUCCAGCCCAUAUCACUCAGGAGUCAUUGCGCCCAGCAUUCAUGACCUUUUCCCAUCAACUUUUGACUCUCCUUGGCACCCCUACCACCCCUGCCUCUCUCCCGCUGCGCCUGCAGUCCUUAAUUCGCGUCCGUGCUGCAACACUUCUCCUUUCCGCUUCAUCCACCAUGGGCUCUCUGGCCCGUCUUACUGAAUCUCUCCCAUCUAUCCCCAUCCCUGCUACCGUUGCAUCGUCAGUCUCCACGACACUUUCCCACCUUUCUUCCACCUGCUCUCAUCUCCGUGGGGGCCGCUUCGGUGCUGCUCUCGCCAGUGCUCGGAUCGCAGAGAGCGAAGCUGAACGCAGUUUCUUCGAGAAGAGUAUGGUUGGCCAGGUCUACUUCCCAGAUGAGCACAAGGUUGCCGUCUAUCUACCUCUGUUAGGUCCUAUUGGUGUCCCCCUGCUGGUCAGUUUGAUGAAGGAACUGAAGCGGCUUGUGGCAGGGUGGAAAGCGCGGAGGCGUUCUACGGCAUAG